AUGACUCCCCAAGACCCUGCUCCCAACGCCCCUCAUGCGCAGAUUUCCGUCACGACGAAGGUAACCUACGAGCAAGUGUUCAAGUAUGAGUACACUCAAGAGGUCUACGCCCGCAAGAUUCAGAAGGACACUGAAAUAGCGCGCGAGGAAACUCAAAAGUUCAUGGGACCAGUCGAGGGUCUUGAACCUCCAAAGGACAUCCCAGCACUUAAUCAGAAGGUGAUGAAAGAUGGCAAGAUAGCCCCGCUUAUCCCUCCCCGUCAUGGUCACUUUAAAGUGGGCAUUGUUGGUGCCGGAGCCGCAGGACUCUUCACCAGUCUUGCUAUUGACUGGAUCAACAACAACAUUGAGAGAUACAUGGGGCCAGGGCAUCUGAAGAUCGACUACGAGAUCCUAGAAGCGGCCAGUGAAGAACGCUUUGGAGGGCGAUUGUACACCCACCGUUUCAGCAAAGACGGCACGCACGACUACUACGACGUCGGCGCCAUGCGGUUCCCGAAGAACAAGGUCAUGGAGAGGACCUUUCGCCUUUUUGACUUUCUUGACAUCAAAGAAGGCGAGCUCGGCGAAAGAACGAGUCCCACUGAUUGGCCUGUUCGCGUCCCCUACUUUCUUCAUGAUGACAAUGGCGUUUGCCCCUCCUACUUUAACAAUGUCAAGAAGACUGGGAACGCUUGGAACGGCACAGAGAUUGACCCUUUCAACUUGAACCAAGGCAUCAAACCCGACCAACAGAUCCCCCCGCAUUUGACCAAGGCCAACCCCGCCACGCUCUUUGAGCAAGCCAUCGAAGGAUUUUUGAAAGACGUUCACGACCGUUUUCGGCCGAAGGACGAACACGGCAACAUUCGAGCCAGGACUCCGGAUGAAGAUGAGAAGCUUUGGACCUUGCUCAUGAAUGCAGAUAAGAUGAGCGUUCGGCAAUUUCUACUCUCCGUGGAAAACCCCAAGCCUAUCCCGAGAGGCCCCGGAUAUAGUUAUAGCACGAUUCAAUGGCUGGAGACUGCCACAUAUGGCACCGGCUGGUAUGACCAAAGCUUGACAGAAGCAGUUUUGGAACAACUGGACUUUGCUGAGCCCGAGUUUCACGCACUCGAGCCGGGCGAUAAACGACCAAACUAUUGGUGGUGCAUUGAUGGAGGUGCUCAAAAGAUUGCCGAAACCAUGCGCAAGAAGAUGAAGGAUCCUUCCAUCAUCAAAUACAACACCCAAGUUGUGGGAAUGGAUGCAGAUGUUCAGCUCGAACGAACAGUCAGGAGAAAGAUGCAACUCAACCUCAAGAACACCAUCACCGGCGAAUCGCUGGAGCCACGUCAAUACUUUGCAGUGUUCAACUCUACAACCCUUGCUGCUGCUAACCGUAUGGAUCUUUCCAAUGCUGGCCUUCUCUGGGAUACGAAGCAGGCUAUUCGGUGUCUUGGCUAUGGUGCUUCCUGUAAGGUUGGCAUCAAGUUCAAGACGGCAUGGUGGCGCGAAACACCUUUGAAAAUCACCAAUGGAGGGGUGGCUCGGACGGACUUACCUCUUCAAGUCUGCGUUUACCCGUCUUACAACAUCGACAACGACAUAGAUCCCAUCGAGAAACCAGCUGUUCUACUGGUUUCUUACACAUGGGGCCAGACAGCUCAGCGCAUCGGUGCUCUUAUCGCUUCGAAAUCCCGUAACAAGCGCAAUGAAGAGAUAUUGCAGGAAGAAGUUGAGCUGAAGAACCUUCUUCUGCGCGACCUCGCCUAUCUCCAUGCGGAGGACCCGAAGGACCCGGAGGACCCGAAUAAACUGAUGGACCCGAAGGACCCGAAGUAUCCGAAGGCACAGAAGAAGAAGUUCCAAAAAGCUCUGGACCGUAUCACGGGCGAAUACAUCGAGCACCAUGCCUACGACUGGUAUCACGACCCUCACGCAUCUGGGGCAUUCGCCUACUUUGGCCCUUGUCAAUUCAGCGAACUCUAUCCUGCAAUUGCGAAACCCAACGCACUCGGCCAACUGUACUUCAUAGGCGAGGCUGCUUCAUCUCACCACGCCUGGGUAGUGGGCGCUUUGGAGAGUGUCGUUCGUGCUCUAUGGUCCAUGUUCAAUGCGCUACACCAAGCCAGUAUAGCCGUUGAUGGGAAAGGCUACCCGGCCUACAAGUGGGCUAUGGAUUUGCUUGAGAAAGGGUCGGUCAAUGAUCCUGAUGACGAAGAGAAAUAUAAGAUUCCACCCAGUUCGGAACCCAUGCCGUUCUACCCAUUGCCCUCGGAAAUGAGGGAACGCAAAAAGGCCGGUCGUAAAGAUGAUAAGAAGGAGCGUGUGGACCACCCAGUUGUGGGUGACAAUACGAAAAUUCUUAUGGUUGGAGCCGCUUUGGUUACCUUGUCCGUGGUUGAGUACGGCCUGCAGUACUUCUGGGGCGAGGAAGCCGGGAAGGACAAAAAGAAGCCGGGUGAUGAUAGCCAAAAGCCGCAGGCAUCAAUCGAAGAACACGGAGAUGAGUAG
Molecule: messenger RNA, 2475 nt
Organism: Colletotrichum siamense
Lineage: Eukaryota; Fungi; Ascomycota; Sordariomycetes; Glomerellales; Glomerellaceae
Product: putative bifunctional amine oxidase
Exons: 5
Coding region: 1-2475 (824 amino acids)
Biological process (GO): amino acid catabolic process
Molecular function (GO): L-amino-acid oxidase activity; polyamine oxidase activity
Source: RefSeq, a predicted model, not a curated record